AUGAAAAUUCGCGUUCUCCAACAUGACCUCGCGAGUCAUCUUCCACAACGGCCUGGCGACCCAACUCCGAUGGCAAGGAAUCUCAAUCCAUUGAUGCAUCCAUUUGCCCGAGCUCGAGAGCGCACGCGAGCUUUGAACGCUGCCAAAAUGGAUCGAAUGUUUGCAAAGCCGUUUAUAGCAAGUCUGGAAGGUCAUGUUGGGCCUGUGGAAGCAAUGGCGAAACAACCAGGCGAGCUCACAACUGUCGCAAGUGGUAGCUGGGACGGAGGAAUUGUCGUUCACCAUCUUGCACGAAGAACUAAGCUGCUGCAUCUACCGCAAGCGCAUAAAAAGAACAAGAAGGUUUCGGGUCUGUGUUUUUCACGCGACGGCCGAUUGUUCAGCUGCAGUACGGAUGCCACUAUCAAGUUGUGGAGUGUGGAGAGUCUAGACGACAAGCCGUUAUCUGUUUUCACUAGCAAAGCUCCUCUCAAUUGCAUCGACCACCAUUACUCUGACUCGCAAUUCGUUACCGCCUCGAAUGCAAUACAAUUAUGGGACGAAACCAAAACCUUUCCAAUAUCCAACCUCACUUUCCCUACCUCCACCGAAACAGUGACUGCUGUACGGUUCAACCUUGCUGAGAGAUCAGUUUUGGGCAGCAUCGGCUCUGACCGCACUUUUACCUUAUAUGACAUUCGAACUGGGAAGGCGGAGCGGCGAGUGGUCAUGGCUAUGAGCAGUAACGACCUAUCGUGGUCGCCGACUUUUCCAACAACGGUCCUGCUCGCGUCCGAAGACCACAAUCUCUACACAUUCGAUGUUCGGAAUCUCGGUAAACCUACACAAAUCUACAAGGGUCACGUUGCAGCAGCGAUGAGCUGCGACUGGGCUCCCACUGGUCUCGAAUUUGUGAGUGGUGGCUGGGAUCGGACCGUGAGGAUAUGGAAGGAAGGACGGGGCCAGGGAUCAGAGGUAUAUCACACAAAACGAAUGCAACGUGUUUCGUGUGCUCUUUUCACGCAUGAUGCUCGGUUUGUGCUUUCAGGUUCUGACGAUGGCAACGUUCGGGUAUGGAAGGCCAAUGCGUCAGAGCGCCUCGGGAUCAUCACUGGCAGAGAGCGCGCGGCAAUUGAAUAUCGAGAUGCCCUCAAAGAACGCUGGAAAAUGGACAAACAAAUCGGCAAGGUGGUUCGCAGUCGACAUGUUCCUAAACCGAUUUACCAAGCGGCGAAACUCAAACGGACUAUGCUUGAUGCCGAAAGAGUCAAAGAGGAGCGGAGAAGGAAGCAUACACGACAAGGUGAAAGCAAGCCAAAAGCAGAGCGCAAAAAGCUUGUUGUUGCAGAACAGAUGUAG
Molecule: messenger RNA, 1338 nt
Organism: Mycena indigotica
Lineage: Eukaryota; Fungi; Basidiomycota; Agaricomycetes; Agaricales; Mycenaceae
Product: WD-REPEATS-REGION domain-containing protein
Exons: 6
Coding region: 1-1338 (445 amino acids)
Biological process (GO): maturation of SSU-rRNA from tricistronic rRNA transcript (SSU-rRNA, 5.8S rRNA, LSU-rRNA)
Cellular component (GO): nucleolus; small-subunit processome
Molecular function (GO): protein binding
Source: RefSeq, a predicted model, not a curated record